CGAAUCUAUUGCCGAACGAAAUGAAGCACCGCAAAAUGUGUCAGUCCAAUAUUCGGAGAUUUGUCGACUAUUGAGUCCGGUCCUCCGUUGUUGGCUUUUUUAAUCCCAACAUGUCCUCGUUUUGAGUUCAACAAUCCUUCACUUUGUCAAGACAGCAACAUGGGCCUCUCGACGCGUUUCCCGGCUUUUUAUAGCCGUGGCCCUGUCGUCUCUGUUGCUCGUCAAUUUGUCAAUUUCCUGGGCUGUCUGGUCAUUCUCCCGGUUUAUUGGUUCAUCACCAAAUUCAGUCGUCAUCCGUUGACUCUGGAUAUUUUAAUCAGCAUCUUUGUCGCUGAAUUUAAUCGCUAUGCGAACGAGGGUCGACGACGAACGCUCUACAAAUCAAAUACCACAGCAGAUAUAGAAAAAAGAGCUCUAUCACCAUGUUUCGACAUCGGACCAGACUGUAUGUCGGUGGUGGUGGGAUAUCGUGAAGACCCGGACCUGUUCAGUCGUGCCUUGCAGAGCUACAAAACAGCCCAAGGAUGUCGAUUUCUGCUUGUCGGAGUCGAUGGCGAUAAUGGGCCUGAUCUGGAGAUGGUCGAUGUGUUUCAACAAGUUUACCCCGAAGACGCCGCAACCAUCCACAUCAGCGAACCAUUCGGCGAAACCGCCAUGCGCACAUUCGAGAAACUCUCCAAAACCUCAGACGCAGCGAAUAAGGAAAUGUGCAAUGAAUUGGCCAUCGCGCACUGCUGCCAACUCGCUCGCGAAAUCCUCGCUGACCAUGAUCUUGGACUUGGGGAACCCGGCGGCGUCACCAGGCUGUGUCUGUACCAGCCACACAGAUACAAAAAGGCCAUCAUGUUUACCUCUUUCAUCUUCUCAAUCGUCAUUUCCGACAUCCUCGGAAUUGAAUAUUUGUGGUCCUCUGAUUCCGACACGAUUGUGUUUCCGGAUACGCUGCAGGGAACCAUUUCGACGAUAGCGGGGGACAAGAAUGCGGGAGGCGCCAGUUCUGGUUUGAUUGUGCACAACGCACAUGAGAGUCUGGUUACGAAGCUGGGGAGCGCUGUUUACUGGUGUGAGCUGUAUAUGACUCGGUCGACGUCUGCUUCGUCUGGCACGAGUGAUUGCCAGAGUGGCCCGAGUACGGCGUUUCGAGUGUCUGCGUUGCCGGGGAUUCUGUACAAUUGGUAUACGCAGACGGUGUGGGGGCAGCGGAUGGUUGUGAAUGAGGAUCGCCACCUGACUACGAACCUCCUCAUGCGGGGAUGGACGGUGACCUAUGUAUCAGACACACUGGCAGCCACAGACACGCCAACCACCCUCAGCCGAUGGCUUCUGCAACAGGUCCGCUGGGGACGAGCCACACACAUCGAAACCUUCCAACAACCCCGCGUCUACCUCCUCAACCAUCCCAUCUUCUUCUGGGCCGCCUUCAAACGCGAAAUGGGCCCAAUCCUCGUCUUCGCCUGCAUCGUAUGGUACCUCUUCACCGGCUACGAAUUCAUCUUCUUCUCCUUCUCCGACAUCGUCUCCCGCAUCACCUACACAAUCCUCUACAACUACCUCCGCAAUCCCGAUCGCGGACCCCGUCUCGCCAUCCUCUGGAUCCUCCCCGCGCUGCUCUUCUACAACAUCCCCCUCCCCGCCAUCCACGUGUGGAGUCUGGCGACAUACUGGGAGAGCGGGUGGGGGACAUCGAUGCGCUCGAAUGCAGAGUUGUCCAAGCACCACCAGUUCUGGAAGAGGAUGUACGAUUUGGGAUUCUUUGUGGUGUGGAUGGGGGUUGUCGGUGGUGCAACGGCGAGGUUGGUGGCCGGGUAUGCGGGAUGGGAGGGGGUGCAGAUGGCACGGGCGAUUGUGUUGGGAGUGAUUGUGCCGAUGGGAGGGUCAUUUUAUGGAUUGAUUGUUUAGAUGUCGAGAUGAUAAAGUAUAUCAUAGAGUAUAUAUAAUGUUAAUAGACUAAUAUCAUGUUAAUGCGAGGCCCAUCUCGGCCAGAAUGUCGUUGAACAUCAUCGUUGUAUCUUCGCCACUUCCUCUCAUCGUCGUAACUUUCUUCAUCAGCUUGGAUAUCGGCUUCCAGAACAUGCCAUUCUGCAUUCUCCCUUCCCAGGC
Aspergillus wentii DTO 134E9 is the source of this 2100-nucleotide messenger RNA. Its product is annotated as glycosyltransferase family 2 protein. Lineage: Eukaryota; Fungi; Ascomycota; Eurotiomycetes; Eurotiales; Aspergillaceae. The coding region runs from base 160 to 1899 and encodes 579 amino acids. The record is from RefSeq and is a predicted model, not a curated record. Gene Ontology annotation, biological process: hyaluronan biosynthetic process; extracellular matrix assembly. Gene Ontology annotation, molecular function: hyaluronan synthase activity. The transcript is spliced from 4 exons.